Molecule: messenger RNA, 2678 nt
Organism: Lacerta agilis (Sand lizard)
Lineage: Eukaryota; Metazoa; Chordata; Lepidosauria; Squamata; Lacertidae
Gene: FAM177A1
Product: family with sequence similarity 177 member A1
Exons: 5
Coding region: 102-743 (213 amino acids)
Source: RefSeq, a predicted model, not a curated record
CACUUCCCAGGGCCUCCGCCCGGGAGGAGGAGGAGGGUUCGGCCUGGCGCGAGCCCCGCUGCUGCCAGUCUCCCUCAGGCUGGGCUGAGGGCGGUGGGAGUAUGGAGCAGGGGCUGUCCGCCAUCACUCUGUAUUGCGCCCCAGCCGCCGUCGCUGUCACCGCCUUCGCCAUGGAGCAAGAGCAGUUGCAUGUAAAUGGCGAUAGAGGCUUUGAGAAUGUGGAACUUGGAGUCAUCGGAAAAAAGAAGAAAAUUCCAAGAAGGGUCAUCCACUUUGCAAGUGGAGAAACCAUGGAAGAAUACAGCACAGAUGAAGAGGAGGAUGAGCAGCAGGAGAAAAAAGACCUCUUGCCUUCUGUUGAUCCAGCAACACUAACUUGGGGGCCCUAUUUGUGGUUUCAGAUGCUAAGAGUAGCCACAUCAACACUAUCAGCGUGUGACUUCCUUGGUGAAAAGAUUGCCUCUGUUUUGGGAAUCAGUACGCCAAAAUACCAGUAUGCCAUAGAUGAAUACUACAGAAUGAAGAAAGAGGAAGAGGAAGAGGAGGAAGAGAAUAAGAUGUCAGAAGAAGCAGAAAGAAGGUUUCAAGAGCAGCAGAACCAGAGUCAAGAGGGGACUGCUGUCCAUACAGCUCAGCCAGAGGCUACAACCUGUAGUACAUUUGUAAAUCUCAACUUUGAAACAGAAGGAGAUCGUCCGCUUGUUGAGGAAAGCAAACAAGAUAUUACUCCAGUGUCUGCUUAGAAUGAGAACGUUGCAUUAGAAUUCUUUGGGUAGAAUCUAACGGUGUCUGGUUGUCACUGGAAUGGACUUCUGUUCAUGCAGUAGGGUUUCUCCAGCCUCCCCUUCAAUCUGAGCUCCUGAAAUCUGCUUUGAAUGGCUGUAGUGGGGAAGAGAGGCAGGAGAAAUCCUGCUGCUUGAGCGGAAGUCUGCUUGUGUGACAUUGGUUAUCACACCCUAUUUCUUAAUUGUCAAAUGUUUGUAGGCUCUGUUAUGCAUGUUCAAUGGAAUGUAACUUAUUUCAAAGUAUGGUCAGAGAUAUCAACGUCUCUUCAGCCAACAUCUGUCUAAUAAAGGCUAAGACAUUUUGCUUAACCUAUUAGAUUAUGAAAUGCAAAUAACUGGUCCUGUGAUCUAUCUAUGCAGAACAAGUGAAAUGUUUUUCCUGAACAUCUGGUGCCUUGUUGACAGUUGUGGACUGAUCACUGUGCUUUUUUGUUUUAAGGUCAUUUUGCAUUUAUAAUGUUACUUAUUGAAACCUAGGUGAAAGUUUAGACUAAUGGCAACUAAUUCACAAGGCAUCUUUGUGACUUAGUUUAUUGUCACUUUUGUGUGUGUGUGUGUGUGUGUCCAGUCAUAUAGUUUAAAAUAAGGCGACUUUGUUUAAUGCCUGUUAAAAGAAACAACUGUAUAAAAGAACUUUUCUGAAAACUCAAUCUCAUAAAGGACUGUCCUGUUGAGGGGUCCCUAAAGCAUGUUCUCAUUGCUUAGUUGGAAGAGUAAGAGUAAUAUACAGAGUAAGUUCACAUUGUAAUCUCUGACUUUAUUAUGUGUGUUGGGAAGGAUAGUCUGGAUAGGAGAUGGUAUGCUGAUAAAAUGAUGGCUCUAAAUAUUGGGUGUAGUAAAAAACAAAAGUAGUGAGGUAUGCUAAAUUAUUUUGCAUACCCUUGCAGUGUUUUAUUCAUUCUGAGUUAAACAGACACUGUUUCAGUGACAGAACUUGAUUUUUAUAUUUGAAAUAUUUGAAAAUAAGUUUGAGAACUGCCUACUGCAUGUCAACAGGGGUGGGUUUUCUAGCUAGAAAGGAUCUUGUCGGCACCCUGACCAGGGACUACUGACAAUUUAAUUUAUAUAAUGAACCUUUUUGUGAGGACAAUCCACACUAAUUCUCACAAAAUUCUGCAGCACAAAACUUUGCAGAUAUAGGACAGGAUCCAGAUGUCUGUGGAUAUGUGGCACAAAGAGAUGCAUGCAGAAAGCAGUACAUCAUGCAAAACAAACAAAACCUUUUUUGGCUGUUGUUACACACUUUAAUAACUUCUUCCACUGUCUUGAGUCACUUUCUUAAAAGCUUGCUGUGCAGCUAUAUAAAAUAGCCAGGAGUCAGAAAGAAACUGUGCACUACAAAGCCAUGUAGUAUGGAAAUAGGAAAAGUGUCACAGCAGUAGCCAGAAAAACUGCAGAGAUAUAGAACCACCUCAUGGAUCAUGCCCUUUCCUUCACUGUCGCUAUCAGGCAUGUGAGAAGAAGGAAGUGUUUAAGUCUUGUCUGCCACACUAUUCUUUUUUAUGGGAAGCUCUUCUUAACUUGAGAAUGUUAGAACAGCUUUAACUAAAUGGCACACCACAACCUUCUGUUUGUUUUGUUUUUAAUCUUAAAGGGAACAUCCAUUUUGAUUUAAAGAAUCAUUCAGAUUCCAAAUGGCAGUUGUAAACUAUGUGAAGCCUAUAUUAAGUAUCUAUUCAGGGCAUCACAGUAAAUUAUUAAGCCUUUUGAGUGCCCAGCUGUAUAAUUACUUCUCGCCAAAAAUGUUAUUGCUUUAUAUAAUAGGAAGGGCUUAUUGUCAUGAGGUUCUUCUAGUCAUUGUGCCUUACCUUUACUAUUUCUUUCAGUAUAUGCAAAUGGUAUGAAAGUGGGUACUUUUUCUUGUAAAUGCAUUAAAUUUUAUAUUUAAUAUAA